Molecule: messenger RNA, 708 nt
Organism: Trematosphaeria pertusa
Lineage: Eukaryota; Fungi; Ascomycota; Dothideomycetes; Pleosporales; Trematosphaeriaceae
Product: EF-hand
Exons: 1
Coding region: 1-708 (235 amino acids)
Biological process (GO): spindle pole body duplication
Cellular component (GO): half bridge of spindle pole body; mitotic spindle pole body
Molecular function (GO): microtubule binding; calcium ion binding
Source: RefSeq, a predicted model, not a curated record
AUGGCAACAUCCUCCACCAACCCACCCCUUGGCCCACGCUACGGCCUCGGCCGCACGACCGGCAACGCACCGCCCACGCAGCCGCCCUUCACCACGCCCGCCUUCCCCUCCACCAAGAACGCGCAACGCCUCGAAUCCGAGCGCCUCGAGCGCGAGCGCAAAGCACGCGAAGAGCGAGAGCGCAUGGAAGCCGCGGGGCAGAACUCACUCGCCGAGCUGUCGGAAGAGCAGCGCGAAGAGAUAUCCGAGGCGUUUAACCUGUUCGAUCUGGACAAGGAUGGGUACAUCGAUUACCAUGAGUUGAAGGUCGCGAUGAAGGCGCUGGGGUUUGAUCUGCCGAAGGCGGAGAUACUGGGCAUACUGCAGACGCAUGGGGUGCAAGCGGGCGCGCAGCAGGGCGGCAAGGCGAAGCAGCCAGUGGGCCAGUAUCAGACGCCGCCCCGGCUUUUGCUGUCGUUUCAGUCUUUCCAGACACUCAUGGCACAACGGAUACUCGCGCGGGACCCACAGGAAGAAAUCAUCCGAGCAUUCGAGCUCUUCGACGAAGGAGGGAAGGGCAAAAUCACGCUGCAGGACCUGACAAGGGUAGCGAGGGAGUUGGGCGAGGGGUUGCAGCAUGAUGAGCUGGUGGCCAUGAUUGAAGAGUUUGACAUGGACGGGGACAAUGCGAUUAGCAGGGAGGAGUUUAUUAACAUUUGUCUGGGGUGA